AUGACAUCCAAGUCGGAAAAGCUGCGCAUGUCCACUGAGCCACGCUAUGCCAUCGAGGUCGAGUCCUUUGCAGAAGACGAGGUCGAGCAGUACUUGGCAGAGCUUCUCAGGGCAUACCGAACAUGCUACCCCGACGCUAACGAAGGAGCUCCGUCGCAACCCCGCAACCCCGACCAGGCGCAGAGUAUUCGGCACACCCUCAGGACCCUCUUUGGCCGCCAUCUGAAGUCGGCCGACGACGACCGGUUCCUGCUGCAAGAGGAAGAGGAAGACGUGUUGGAUGCGUUUAUGACAGUGGUCCGUGACAACCGGAUCCUGUCGGGCCUCCAGCGAGGGGCCUUUGUGAGCUUGUUUGAGUGUUUUCAACACCUAGAGGACCUGACGGACUCGUCAUUCGUCAAACGGAUACUCCUGUCCGUGACGACUUCUCAGGGAUCGCUUUUCACGGCGCACUUGCCCGCCCGCAAGUUCAGCGGCGUCAUCCAGUGGAGGCUAGACGAAAUCAAUGGGAUCUUCUGCGAGAUCGCACAUCUUGAGAUUGCCUAA
Chaetomium fimeti is the source of this 546-nucleotide messenger RNA. RefSeq lists its product as uncharacterized. The record is from RefSeq and is a predicted model, not a curated record. NCBI's taxonomy places the organism in Eukaryota, Fungi, Ascomycota, Sordariomycetes, Sordariales, Chaetomiaceae. The transcript is spliced from 3 exons. The coding region runs from base 1 to 546 and encodes 181 amino acids.